CAUUAAUAAUUUAGUUUUAGAAUUUAGUGUAUUUUUUUAAUAGUGAAUAUAUAAAAUGUUAGGAAUAUUUAUUUUUGGUACUUUACUGUUUUUUGUGAGGGCGGAAGAGGAUUUGUUUGGCUUGAACAUACUUCAUUAUAAUGAUUUUCAUGCAAGGUUCAUGGAAAUCAGUCCAGUUGGAUCGAUUUGUAAUCCUGAAGCAGCCCCAUGCGUAGGUGGUUUUGCUCGACUGACAACUCUAGUGCGGAACAGACUGAAAGAAGAACCCAAUUCUUUACUCUUAAAUGGCGGAGACAGCUUUCAAGGAACAAUAUGGUAUAACAUUUUACGAUGGAACGUAACUCAAGAUUUUAUGAACAUAUUACCACAUGAUGCCCAUGUCCUUGGCAAUCAUGAGUUUGAUAAUGGCAUUGAUGGCGUAGUUCCUUACUUGAAGAAUUUAGAUGCACCCGUGGUUACGGCCAACAUGAUUGAUGAUGAUGAAGAGACGAUACAAGGAUUAUACAAACCAAGCAUUGUUGUAGAAAAAGAUGGUCGCAAAAUUGGUAUUAUUGGUGUCAUAAUCGCUAGCACACCUGAAUUAGCGUCAACGGGAAAAUUAGUAUUUACCGAUGAAGUGGAAGCUGUGAAACGUGAAGCACAGAAACUACAUGACGAAGGAAUAAAUAUCAUUGUUGUAUUGUCACAUAGUGGAUUCGAUACAGAUAGAGAGAUAGCAGCUCAUGGCGGUCCUCACAUAGAUAUCAUAGUUGGAGGUCAUAGUCAUACAUUAUUGUAUGAUGGUGAACCGCCAGACACAUCGGCUUUUACCCCAGAAGGGCCUUAUCCUGUUAUCGUAGAAAAUAAUGGCAAACCGGUUUUAAUAGUGCAGGCUGCAGCACACACUCUAUAUUUAGGUGAAAUUAAAUUGUUUUUUGACGACGAUGGGAACCUUGUACGAUGGGAUGGUAAUCCGCAUUAUAUUGGAAAUGAAAUUGAACAAGCCGAAGAUGUUCUAGAAAAGAUAAACUAUUACCUUCCUGUAAUUGCGGAACAGGCUAAUCAAGAAAUUGGCUCGUCAUUGGUCCACAUGUCGUCCCGUUGCUCAUGCAGUGAAUGCAACCUUGGAAAUUUAAUUUGCGAUGCAUUUAUGGAUGCUGUGAUGGACAGAGCAAAGGGCAAUAACUGGCAUUAUGCACAUUUCUGCAUCAUCAACCAAGGAGGUAUCAGGGUGGACAUGGAAGCUGGUAAUAUUACAUAUGAAUCAGUAAUAUUAACAACGCCUUUCGAGAACAAUGUCGAAGUGUUUGAUUUAAGAGGUGAUCACAUACUAGAAAUGCUGGAAUAUUCGGUGGCAAACGUACCCUACCCAGGAGCCAGAAUGUUGCAAGUGUCAGGACUUCAACCGGUGUUCGAUGGCUCUCGACCGGUUAACAACAGGGUUGUCGACGUCAGUGUCAGGUGUAUCGAGUGUGACAUCCCUAGAUACGAGACUCUACAGCCCGACAAAUAUUACAAAGUCGUCUCGCAGAGUUUUCUUGCUGAAGGAGGCGACGGAUUUCAUAUGGUGGCAAAUAACCGAAUGAAUAUAGAAGUCAUAGGAGUGGACUACGUUGUACUCAUGGACUAUAUCGCCCGCCAUACGCCGGUCUACAGCGAAGUGGAUGGCCGAAUACAAAUUGAUAAUCCUUGUAUGGAUUAAUUUAAGAAUAACAAGAUAAAUAAAGAACUUGUUUUAUUAUUAUAAUAAAAGAAAGAAAGUUAGAAAUAUAUUUAUUUUUAUUUGAAUAAACUUUUAAGCUGAUUUUAAUAGUAUUUUUUUUUUUAU
Galleria mellonella (greater wax moth) is the source of this 1807-nucleotide messenger RNA. RefSeq names its product apyrase. The coding region runs from base 56 to 1681 and encodes 541 amino acids. Gene Ontology annotation, biological process: AMP catabolic process. The transcript has 11 exons. The record is from RefSeq and is a predicted model, not a curated record. Lineage: Eukaryota; Metazoa; Arthropoda; Insecta; Lepidoptera; Pyralidae. Gene Ontology annotation, cellular component: plasma membrane. Gene Ontology annotation, molecular function: nucleotide binding; metal ion binding; 5'-nucleotidase activity.